AGCUGCUUCACACUCCGACCGGAUGUUGGAGGGUAGCCGGAAAGUUUUACAGAGGGUCGUAGACAUGAAGCCGGCGGUGGACGAGAUGUUCCCUGAGGGCGCGGGGCCUUACGUGGACCUCGACGAGGCUGGUGGAAGUACAGGUUUGUUGAUGGAUUUAGCUGCCAAUGAAAAGGCAGUACAUGCAGACUUCUUUAAUAAUUUUGAAGAUAUGUUUGAUGAUGACGAUAUCCAGUGAAAUUCAACUUCCUGCUGUGCUAAAUACCUAAGUUUCUUGUAGAAGCAGACUAUAUUCCUAACAAAAGAUAGGAAAAUGUGAAUAUUGUCUCCAAGCCAUGAAAGAGCACUUCGAAAUGGCCAAAGGUGGUUGAAGAGAAUUGUGGAGUUAUUUUCCUCUUAUAAUGUUUGGAUGUGCAGUUGUGCAGGCUUGCUUCAAUAAAAUCUGAACAAAACC
Molecule: messenger RNA, 454 nt
Organism: Podarcis raffonei (Aeolian wall lizard)
Lineage: Eukaryota; Metazoa; Chordata; Lepidosauria; Squamata; Lacertidae
Gene: COPS9
Product: COP9 signalosome subunit 9
Exons: 3
Coding region: 23-238 (71 amino acids)
Biological process (GO): negative regulation of protein neddylation
Source: RefSeq, a predicted model, not a curated record